Moesziomyces aphidis is the source of this 474-nucleotide messenger RNA. NCBI's taxonomy places the organism in Eukaryota, Fungi, Basidiomycota, Ustilaginomycetes, Ustilaginales, Ustilaginaceae. The record is from the annotation of a GenBank genome assembly.
AUGCCGCGACCGCGCACGUGCUAUUGUUCCCGCUGCGGGGAUCUCGGUGAAUCUGUCUCGAAGGACACCUGGCGCCACCAUACAUUGCUGGACCUUCUGCCGGAGCCCAAAACCUACAUGCAAUACGAGGCACGUCUGCGAAAAGAAGUCGAUAAUUUGGAGGAAGAAGCAGCAGAGUACUAUGCCCGCAUUGCUGACCACAUUCGCUCCACCGAAACCGAGAAGGAGCUCGUUUCGAAGGGCGUGCAGACAGAGCAACGCUCCGGCGAGGCGGACAAGAUUGGAUCGCCACCGGCAUCCAAGAAAAGGAAGACGGACGAUGGCGAACAGAGCGAGUCCAAGCCUGACGAUGCUCAAGCAACAGACGGAAAGACGGCGUCGACAUCGUCUUCGCUGGUGACGAGCGAAGCCAGACGAGCGGCGCUCCCGACGCGGAAGUGCAUGUCGAUCGUCCCAGUCGAUGACUCGCCCUGA